AGAGAGAGAGGGAGAGAGAGAUGGGGAGUGGCAAGCAUAGGUCGAAGAUCUUCUUCCACCGUUCUUCACCCAUCACCGCCUUCAGGAAACAAAAAUUCCCAAGAGAAUUUGUAUGUCCUAUUUCUGGCUCUCUAAUGGCCGACCCUGUCAUUGUUUCUUCAGGCCACACUUUCGAGCGCAAUUGUGUUCUUGCCUGCAAGUAUCUCUCCUUCAUACCCACACUCCCAGCUGGGUGUACCGCUGAUUUCUCGACCAUCAUCCCCAACCUCGCCCUCAAAUCUACCAUUGUAAACUGGUCAUGUUCUUCCCUCCAUGACCCUCCUAAACCGAUCGAUUUUCACUCUGCGUGCAAACUCGUCCAAACGUUAAUGGACUCUCAAAACCCCAAAUCACAACGAACCCAUUUCAAGACUCGUGACGAAAAACAUACCCAAUUGGUCAAAGAGGCCGCAGAGAAGAAUGGCAUUGCAGUGACGAAGUUAACUGAUUCCGACACUGAAUUGACUGGGAGAACUAGUAGACUCAGUUCCAGUUCAGAUGAAUCGGUGGCCUUAGCUAAUGGACCCACCACUCCUCUGCCUCUCAAGACUCGACCCUCCUGUUACUCUUCCGAAUCAUCGUCCGAUAUCGAAACGCUGAACUCAAACUCACUCGAAGAGGAAGAAUUUAUAGAAAAAUUAAGGAGCUCUCAGGUCUUUGAACAAGAAGAAGCUGUCAUUUCCCUUCGAAAACUCACCCGAACUCAAGAAACUGCCCGUCUCCAUCUCUGCACUCCUCGCUUGCUCUCAGCCCUCCGAAAUCUAAUCACCUCGAGAUAUUCAUCAAUUCAGGUAAAUUCCACCGCAGCAUUGGUGAACCUGUCACUAGAAAAUCCCAACAAGAUCAAGAUCGUACGGUCGGGAAUAGUCCCACCCUUGAUAGAUGUUCUAAGAGUUGGAUUCCCCGAAUCGCAGGACCAUGCAGCCGGUGCCCUCUUCAGUUUGGCCUUAGAUGAUCAGAACAAGACUGCAAUUGGGGUUUUAGGGGCGUUGCCAUCGCUUUUGCACGCGAUACGAUCCGACUCGGAGCGGACUCGACACGACUCAACUUUAGCUUUGUAUCACCUCUCACUGAUCCAGAGUAAUCGAGUUAAGUUGGUGAAAAUCGGCUCUGUUCCGAUGCUUUUGGGGAUGGUGAGGUCCGGUCAUAUGACUGGUCGAGUCAUGCUGAUCCUGUGUAACUUGAGUGCUAGUGUGGAGGGGCGUGCGACUGUGCUCGACUGCGGUGGUGUGGAGUGUUUUGUGGGAAUGCUGAGUCGAGGGGAAUUUGACUCGGAGUCGACUCGGGAGAGUUGUGUCACAGCAUUGUAUGGGUUGAGUCAGGGUGGGUUGCGGUUUAAGGGGUUGGCAAGAGAAGCUGGGGCAGAGGAGGUGCUGAAGAAGGUGGAGGAAAUUGGAAGUGAGAGGGUUAAGGAGAAGGUAAGGAGGAUAAUGGGGGUGAUGAGAGAGAAGGACGAGGAGGAAGAGGUGGAUUGGGAGGAGUUGCUUAACUCAGGGGAGGUGAGUCAGACUCGUUAUAGACUCGGAGGUGGGAGGGAUGGGUCGGGUGUCAACCCGUCUGAGUUUUGAGUAUUUGGACAUAGUUUGAUUCUUUUUUUGGGUAUAUUUUGUAAGAAAUUAACUCGUGUUAAGUUUUACAUGGCUGUUUUUUGGGCUGAUUUGGAUUCUGGUCUGGUUCUCACUUACGUGGAUUGCUUAUGUUUCAAGUGACAAUGGUGUUUUGAAGGAUAGUGAAAUUGUAAAUAAUAUGUUGGAGUGUCAAUGCCAUGAUGACAAGGGGAUGUAAUUUAGGUUAUUUCCUCCUCCUUCUGGUGUACCACUUCUCCUUCUGGCGAAAGGAGAUGUAAUUCACAAACUCUGCG
Ilex paraguariensis (yerba mate) is the source of this 1900-nucleotide messenger RNA. NCBI's taxonomy places the organism in Eukaryota, Viridiplantae, Streptophyta, Magnoliopsida, Aquifoliales, Aquifoliaceae. The record is from the annotation of a GenBank genome assembly.